Molecule: messenger RNA, 868 nt
Organism: Guillardia theta CCMP2712
Lineage: Eukaryota; Cryptophyceae; Pyrenomonadales; Geminigeraceae
Exons: 6
Coding region: 19-813 (264 amino acids)
Biological process (GO): peptidyl-lysine dimethylation; peptidyl-lysine monomethylation
Cellular component (GO): cytoplasm
Molecular function (GO): protein-lysine N-methyltransferase activity
Source: RefSeq, a predicted model, not a curated record
ACAUGUGAUCAAACCAUAAUGGCGGCCGACUCGGAUCACCUCGAGGAAAUACCGGAAGAAGUUGCAAUGUUGGUCUCCAUGCUUGGCAAUGAGCAUCAUGCCUACUGGAGCAACACGUACAUUAAGGAGUUAAACGAGCUUUCACAGGCUAUGGCCGAUGGGAACCCUGAUCCGAUGGAAAAGUUGUUUGUAUGGUUCGGGAAAAUGAACAUGGUAUACACAGCAAACGUCAUUCAAGGAGCUGAUCUCAACAUAAGACAUGAUGCAGCUAUUUUGGAUGUUGGGUGUGGAAACGGUUUCUUUUGCGAAGUCCUGCAUGCACUGGGAUUCACAAAUAUCGUUGGGUUGGACUAUUCCAUGGAGGCGAUAAAUCUUGCGAAUGAGGUACAGUCGUACUUUAGGAAACAAAAAUCUGAUUUACAAUCCUGGGGAACACGGUACGUAUGUGAUGAUGUUUUGAACACAAGUUUGGAGAAAGAAAGCUUCCGUCUAAUCCAUGACAGUGGAACUCUUGAUAGCAUUGCCAUGACUGUUCCUGAUCGAGGGGCUCGAGGAACAUUAGGAGGCUUACAUGGACAGCGCUCAGAUUCUCAAGAUGAAACAGGAUUAGAAUCUUCAGGAGCGAUCGGAUACUUUCGUAACAUUGCUGCACUACUAGAACCUGGAGGCUUCCUUCUACUGAAAACCUGCAAUCACUCGCUGGACGAGAUUCAGCAACUCGCGUCUUCAUCUUCUUGUGGCCUUGCAAUGUGCAAAGGACUUAUCCGAAGAUUUCGACAGUGGUCUCAAGGUCGUAAUCAUGAAGAAAGUUAACGCACAACGCAUUUCUUGUGGUUGAUAUCAGCCAACAUCUCAAAAUCAUAUUUAA